AUGUUGGUGGUGUCCCCCGCCGGUGUCGGGGGGAUGCUGGGGCUGCGGCUGUGGCGGCGGGCGGCGGCCGUGACGGCGGUCCGGCUGCCGGGGGGCCCGGACCCGCGGGCGGGGCGGCGGCGGCGGCGGCCGGGACCGGGGCCGGACGUGUGGGUCCCGGUGUCGGCCGCGGUGGCCGCCCUGGGCGCGCACUGCUCCGGACGGGACCAGCCCCACAACGGGACUGCCCUGCUGGAGGCCGCCCGGACCAACAACGUUCAGGAAGUCAGUAGGCUGCUGUCGGAAGGCACAGAUGUCAACGUGCGGCACAAACUCGGCUGGACGCCACUCAUGGUGGCCGCCAUCAGCAGGAACCACAGCGUCAUCAAGGUUCUGCUGGCAGCCGGCGCUGACCCGAACCUAGGCGAUGAGUUCAGCAGUGUCUACAAGACCGCCAAGGAGCAGGGCAUCCAUUCCCUGGAAGUCCUAGUGACCCGGGAAGACGACUUCAACAACCGCCUGAACAACCGGGCCAGCUUCAGGGGCUGCACGGCUCUGCACUACGCCGUCCUCGCCGAUGACUACCGGACCGUCAGGGAGCUACUGGAGGGAGGCGCCAACCCCCUACAGCGGAACGAGAUGGGACACACACCGCUGGACUAUGCCCGAGAGGGGGAGGUCAUGAAGCUCCUGAAGGCCUCUGAGACCAAGUUCCAGGAGGAACAGCACAAGCGCGAAGCCGAGGAACGGCGCCGGUUCCCCCUGGAGCAGCGGCUGAAAGAGCACAUCAUCGGCCAGGAGAGCGCCAUAGCAACCGUGGGAGCAGCCAUUCGGAGGAAGGAGAACGGCUGGUACGAUGAGGAGCACCCGCUGGUCUUUCUUUUCCUGGGCUCAUCUGGAAUAGGCAAAACAGAGCUGGCCAAGCAGGCAGCCAAGUACAUGCACAAGGAUGGCAAAAAGGGCUUCAUCCGACUGGACAUGUCCGAGUUCCAGGAAAGGCACGAGGUGGCCAAGUUCAUCGGCUCCCCCCCGGGCUACAUCGGCCACGAUGAAGGCGGCCAGCUGACCAAGAAGCUGAAGCAGUGCCCCAACGCCGUGGUGCUCUUCGAUGAGGUGGACAAAGCCCACCCUGACGUCCUCACCAUCAUGCUGCAGCUGUUUGAUGAGGGCAGGUUGACCGAUGGGAAGGGGAAGACCAUCGACUGCAAGGAUGCCAUCUUCAUCAUGACGUCCAACGUGGCCAGCGACGAGAUCGCUCAGCACGCCCUGCAGCUCCGGCAGGAAGCUCUGGAGCUGAGCCGCAACAGGAUUGCCGAGAACCUAGGAGAUGUCCAGAACAGCGACAAAAUCACCAUCUCAAAGAAUUUCAAGGAGACAGUGAUCCGCCCAAUCCUGAAGGCUCAUUUCCGACGGGACGAGUUUCUGGGCAGGAUCAAUGAAAUUGUCUACUUCCUGCCCUUCUGCCACUCAGAGCUCAUCCAGCUGGUCAACAAGGAGCUCAACUUCUGGGCCAAGAGGGCCAAGCAGAGACACAACAUCACACUGCUGUGGGACCGGGAGGUGGCGGACGUUUUGGUGGAUGGCUACAAUGUGCACUACGGAGCCCGCUCCAUCAAACAUGAGGUGGAGCGGCGCGUGGUGAACCAGUUGGCGGCCGCCUACGAGCAAGACCUGCUGCCGGGAGGCUGCACGCUGCGCAUCACCGUCGAGGACUCAGACAAGCAGCUCCUCAAGGCCCAGGACCAGCCCGCCCCCUCGCAAGAGAGGAAGACCCCCACGCUGCGGCUGGAGAUCGUCGACAAGAACAGCAAGGGCCGCAAACUGGACAUCCGGGGGCCCCUGCCCACCCCCGACAGGGUGUCCUUCUCCACCCUGUAGGGCCAGGCACGGGGUGGGCCACGCCAUGCCACCCCCACCCCCAGCCGGCCGGUCAGUGCCAGGUAGCACAUAAUAAACACUGAGCAUCCACGCAGA
This is a messenger RNA of Tachyglossus aculeatus (Australian echidna), 1953 nucleotides long. RefSeq names its product caseinolytic mitochondrial matrix peptidase chaperone subunit B (gene CLPB). The transcript has 17 exons. Gene Ontology annotation, biological process: cellular response to heat. The coding region runs from base 1 to 1857 and encodes 618 amino acids. Gene Ontology annotation, molecular function: protein binding; ATP hydrolysis activity; ATP binding. Lineage: Eukaryota; Metazoa; Chordata; Mammalia; Monotremata; Tachyglossidae. The record is from RefSeq and is a predicted model, not a curated record. Gene Ontology annotation, cellular component: cytoplasm; mitochondrion.